Messenger RNA from Ramularia collo-cygni, 2919 nucleotides. RefSeq lists its product as uncharacterized. The coding region runs from base 1 to 2919 and encodes 972 amino acids. The record is from RefSeq and is a predicted model, not a curated record. The transcript is spliced from 3 exons. Lineage: Eukaryota; Fungi; Ascomycota; Dothideomycetes; Mycosphaerellales; Mycosphaerellaceae.
AUGGCGUCCGUCCGCGGUGGCCGCACCAUCUAUCGUGAUGACGAGGAAGACUCACAUCACCGCUCCUACACAACGAUCAAGCGGUACCAGGUGCCCGAGAACAUUGCCCGUUCCGUUUACCAGGGAAACGAUGAAGUGGACACGAAGAUAGUGAUCAAACGCGGCGAGCGCCGCGCACCUUCUCCCCAGCCGUCGCGAUCCGGUGAAGUCGAAUACCGCGUCACUGAGCGUGUUCGCGAGUGCGAUCCCUCUCCGCGCGAGGAGACAGACUGGCGCUUUACCGAGCGCGUGAUUGAGCGAGAGCGAGCACAUGACUCGCCAGCACGGCGAGACGUUCACUACAGGGUAGUGGAGAGAGACAGUGACGCGCGCAGCCUUGUACGGGUACCGUCACCGCCUUCGCCCGAGCGAGUGACUCGCGAGUUCCGGUUUGAGCGCGAGCGCGACUUCUCACCUCCCCGAGAGCGUCCGUAUGAACUGGAGAAGUACAGCAAAAGCACCGAGUAUUUCGCCCAGCCGCAGCCAAUCAUCAUCCGUGAGUCUGCGCCGGCAGCGCCAAUCAUCAUCCGUGAGGAGCGUCGAGAACCACAGAAGAUCAUCAUCCGUCGUGAGGAGCCACAGUAUGAGUUCAUUGAACGCAAAGAAGUCACGGAGCAGAAAGACGAGAGUCGAUCGCUAGUGAAGAAGGAAGAGUCGCCGCCCCCAUCACCUGCACCAGCGCCCGAACCAGCCCCCAAGCCGGAGGAGGAUUACUUCUACGAGCGCCGCAUCGUGGAGCGCCGGAGACGMAGCGAUAGCUACGACCGUAAGACGGAGAUCCGGCCGCGUGAUAGCGCGUCUCAAUACAGCAGCGAUGACAGCUACGAGUACGUGCGACGCACGACAUACAACGAAGAUGCUGGCAGUCGGAGUCGGAGUCGCAGUCGGAGCCGCAAGCGUGAGCUAGCCGGUGGUGCCCUUGCUGGCGUCGCAGCUGCCGAAGUUUACGGACACCAUCGCAGGCAAAAAGGCGACAAGACGAACCGGGGCCGCAACGCAAUAGGCGGUGCAGCCCUUGGUGCAGCAGGGGUAGAAGCAGCGAGCAGAUUGAAGAAGACCAAGAGUUUGAGCCGCUUUUUCGGAGGAUCCGAAAGCAGAUCUCGUAGCGGAGACCGUGAUCGAGACAGGUAUGAAGAGCGAUACGAUGACCGUUAUGACGAUCGCCGCGAUAGGCGAAAGUACCGCUCCAGAUCCAGGUCUGCGGGUGGCUUCAGCCGCAAGCAAACACUCGGCGGUCUGGCUGCAGUGGCUGCAGUUGGAGCUAUCGCAGGUUACGCUCUCAAAAAUCGCGGGAACAAGGAGACCGUUAUCGUGAACGAAGCACCACCUCACAGGAGCCGCUCGAGAAGACGGCGGCACAGCUAUGACGACACGGAGGUCAUUCGAACAGAAAGCGAAGCCCGCAAUCCUGAUCACCGGAAUCGCAGGAUAGCUCAAGCUGGUCUGGCUUCUGCCGCUGCUGCGGGGAUACUCGACAGAGUUCGUUCGAAAAGCCGGCCCCGUAGCAAAUCGCGCAUUCGAACUGGUGUGCCCAUAGCCGCUGCAGGCCUAGGAGGCGCAGCGCUCGCCGGACUUUACGAGAACAACAAGGCCAACRAGGAGGCCAAGAAAGACGCCAUCAUCGCGGACGAGCUGCACCGCGGAAGAGCUCGGCGCAGCAGGAGCAGGAGUAAGUCGCGUGCGCGCGGUCGCGACGAUGACAGCUACGACGACAGAAGCUAUGACGACAGGAGCUACGACGAACGAAGCAGAGGCGGUCCUGGCAUGAUAGCAUAUGGCAACGACCCGAUCUACCCCGAUUCACGACGUGGUGACUACUAUAGCGACGAAGAACCUGGAAUGUAUCGGCGCCGUGGUGGCAGCAGGUCAAGCAGUCCUGACACAAGACGUGGUCAUAGUCGCGCGCGUAAUCUUGCCGCAGGUGCUGCAGUAGGAGGGGCGGCUGGCGCGGCCGCUCAUGAAUAUGGCAGGCGUCGUGAGCGCAGCAGAGUUGUGAAUGAGAACCGACGCCGCGACGAUGACUAUUACGGCAACAGCCUUCGCGAACAAGAGGAGCCGUACAGUCCACCACCAAUGGGUGGUAAUGGCUUCCAGCAGCCACCUUACCAACAGCAGCAAACUUACCCGUCAAGCCACUACUUCCCACCGCCUCCCACAGGGGAUGUCGCCAGAAAUGACGGAUAUGGAGCGCCAACUUCGUAUCCGACGUAUAAUCCUGCCGAUUAUGCCGGUCAGCCGGCCCAACAACAUCCUUACGAUGCAUCAUACGGCGGUUAUGGGGGUAGUGACGCCAAUAUGGGCCAGCCACAUCAUGGUGAUGCUCACGCCGGCGUUGAUCGUCAGAACGCAUCGCAUGAUAACCCACGAAUCGAUGAACGGAGAGGCAGAUCUCCUGAGAAUGUGAAUGGUAUGAUGACUCCGCGUCAACGUUCGUCCAGUCGCGUGAAGUUCGAUUUGGAAUCAAACACGGCGCAUUUUCCCGAUGCCUCGCGACGAAAAGACGACGCGAAGCGCGGGGACCCAGACAACGAGCGACACAGCGACACGGAAACCAGCGACGACCGAAAGCACCGGAGGAGAAAGCGCAAGGGGAAAGAACGCAACCGCGACGGGCCCAAUUACAAUCGUGACGGCCAACAGGCCUCGCGCGAUCGCUCGCCGUCCGAGGAUUCAGAUGGUACGAUUGAGCUGCCUGACCGCUUUGACGACCAGGGCAACCGCAAAAAUGAAGAUCCGUUGGCACAGAAAAUUAACGAUCUUAUCAACGGACAGGGCGGCGCGGGAGGGAUUUUCAAAGCAUUGCUCGGUGGUGGAAACGACGGAGGUGGGGGUGCUGGUGAAGGCGAGGGAAGGUCUAGCAGGCGGCGGUCUCGCCGUUGA